CUCACAAAAAAACACGAUGAAUCUUCAAUGAACAAGCCUCGAGACGAAGAUAUCCGUGACCGCAGGAAGAAGCCGGUGAUGCUGUUUAUUCACGGCGGCUCCUACAUGGAAGGCACAGGAAACAUGUUUGAUGCCAGCGUCCUCGCCGCCUACGGCAACGUGAUCGUGGUAACCAUGAACUACAGGCUCGGCGUGCUCGGCUUCCUGAGCACCGGAGAUCAGUCUGCUAAGGGGAACUAUGGCCUGCUGGACCAGAUUCAGGCUCUGCGUUGGCUCAACGAGAACAUAGGCCACUUUGGCGGAGACCCGGAGAGGAUCACCAUCUUCGGCUCUGGAGCUGGGGCCUCCUGUGUCAACCUCCUCAUCCUCUCGCACCACUCUGAGGGUUUGUUCCACAGGGCCAUAGCGCAGAGUGGCACAGCCAUCUCCAGCUGGUCCGUUAACUACCAACCCCUCAAGUACACCAAGAUCCUGGCCCGGAAGGUGGGUUGCACCUACGCAGAGACGGCUGACCUGGUUGACUGCCUGAGGCGCAAGAACUUCAGAGAGCUGGUGGACCAAGACAUCCAGCCGGCCCGCUAUCACAUCGCCUUUGGGCCUGUUGUGGAUGGAGACGUAGUUCCUGAUGAUCCAGAGAUUCUCAUGCAGCAGUUGUGGACUAUUGGCAAAGACAUCUUGAGGGAGACCAUUAAGUUCAUGUACACAGACUGGGCGGACAGGGACAACGGCGACAUGCGGCGGAAGACUCUGUUGGCCCUGUUUACGGACCACCAGUGGGUGGCACCAGCUGUGGCCACUGCCAAACUCCAUGCUGAGUUUCAGUCCCCAGUUUACUUUUACACGUUCUACCACCAUUGCCAGACCGAGACGCGGCCCGAGUGGGCCGACGCCGCGCACGGAGACGAGAUACCUUACGUGUUCGGCGUACCAAUGAUCGGUGCCACGGACCUGUUCCCGUGCAACUUCUCCAAGAACGAUGUGAUGCUGAGCGCUGUGGUCAUGACUUACUGGACUAACUUCGCAAAGACUGGGGACCCCAACCUGCCCGUCCCUCAGGACACCAAGUUCAUUCAUACCAAGCCCAACCGCUUCGAGGAGGUCAUCUGGACCAAGUUCAACUCAAAGGACAAGCAGUACCUUCACAUCGGUUUGAAACCUCGUGUCAGAGACAACUACAGAGCUAACAAAGUGGCCUUUUGGCUGGAAUUAGUCCCUCAUCUUCACAGCCUGCACGACGUGCUCUUUCCCACC
Messenger RNA from Neolamprologus brichardi, 1251 nucleotides. Lineage: Eukaryota; Metazoa; Chordata; Actinopteri; Cichliformes; Cichlidae. The record is from RefSeq and is a predicted model, not a curated record.